GCGGCGCGGCACAGGCAAAUGUGAGCGCAGCCGAGCCAGAGUGGUCACGGCAUCAGCUGAGAAGAGAUGGCCUCAGCGAGUCCUCCUGUGGCCUCCACACAGCCCACCUUGCCCUCCGGACCUGCUGUCUUCAAAACGGUCCCCUACGCCUUCAUCCUACCAGAGAUACUCUGCGGGACCUGGGUGUGGAUCCUCAUCGCUGCUACCUCCGUCUCCUUCCCGCUGCUGCAGGGAUGGGUGAUGUACGUGUCCCUCAGCUCCUGCCUCAUCUCCCUGCUGCUCCUUAUAAGCUACCUCUUCGGCUUUCACAAAAACAGCGAGAACUGGAAAGUGCUGGACAGUUUGUACCACGGUGCCACGGCCAUUCUGUACAUGAGCGCUGCUGUCUUGCAAGCCAAUGCAACCAUCCGCUCCGAGCUUGGCCCCAACUCGCCACUUUACUACCAGCUCAACAGCGCCGCAUCGGUGAGUCGGUCCAGAAAACCCCAGGCAGGCCGAAGCACCUGCAGUUCCCCUUGGGGAGAUGUAAGAGCAAAUAUUAAAGCCACAGCACAGCCACCCCAAGCCCAGCAGUGUCACACUGGUCAGAGCUUCAGCUCCUCAUCUCUUGCAUCGUGCAGCCAGCGUGGGCUUCUCCGGGUCCAGCAGCUCAUGGACAGCCUUGUGUGGCAGCCUCCUGGGAAACGUGGGGGGCUUUGCCUUUUCUUUGAGGCUGGAGAGAGCUCUAGGCUGGGAGGUUUCCCUAGGUCGAGAGCACUGAGAGGAGAUGGGGUUAGACUCUCCCAGCUGACCCCAGCUUUUGCUCUUCUUCCUCUCAUGCAGUUCUUCGCCUUCAUCACAACCUUCCUGUACAUCCUCCAUGCCUUCAGCAUCUACUACCAGUGAGCCUGGCAGUGCCAGCUUGCCUCUGCAGGAUCAGGGCUUUCCCAGCGCGAGGGAUGCAGCUGUCUUACACCAUGGUGUCCCUGCCCCGGCCCUGUCACCCACCCUGUGGGGACGGCGGUUGCUUUUUCACUUCAUUGAAGGAGGGA
Messenger RNA from Harpia harpyja (harpy eagle), 1031 nucleotides. RefSeq names its product mal, T cell differentiation protein like (gene MALL). Bases 67 to 885 code for a protein of 272 amino acids. Gene Ontology annotation, molecular function: structural constituent of myelin sheath. Gene Ontology annotation, biological process: myelination. The transcript has 3 exons. Gene Ontology annotation, cellular component: membrane. NCBI's taxonomy places the organism in Eukaryota, Metazoa, Chordata, Aves, Accipitriformes, Accipitridae. The record is from RefSeq and is a predicted model, not a curated record.